Molecule: messenger RNA, 3326 nt
Organism: Condylura cristata (star-nosed mole)
Lineage: Eukaryota; Metazoa; Chordata; Mammalia; Eulipotyphla; Talpidae
Gene: ELAPOR1
Product: KIAA1324 ortholog
Exons: 22
Coding region: 69-3080 (1003 amino acids)
Biological process (GO): autophagosome assembly; positive regulation of vacuole organization
Cellular component (GO): lysosome; extracellular exosome; trans-Golgi network
Source: RefSeq, a predicted model, not a curated record
GCCUUCCGCCAGCUGUAGCAGCGGCCACAGCACCUGAGCCGCGGCUGCCUCUAGCUCAGGACGACGCUAUGGCUGAGCCUGGGCGCAGGCUCCAUCCUUCUGCCGCCCGCGGAGGAACAACUGAGCUGCGCACACUACGGCUCCUGCGGCUGCUGCUCUGGGUUGGGACUGCCUUCCAGGUGACUCGGGGAGCGGCGCCGGAGCUUCACGCCUGCAAAGAGUCCGAGUACCACUACGAGUACACCGCCUGUGACAGCACGGGUUCCAGGUGGAGGGUCGCCGUGCCGCACACUCCUGGCCUGUGCACCAGCCUCCCAGACCCCGUCAAGGGCACCGAGUGCUCCUUCUCUUGCAAAGCCGGGGAGUUUCUGGACAUGAAGGACCAGUCGUGCAAGCCAUGUGCAGAGGGCCGCUACUCUCUCGGCACAGGCAUCCGGUUUGAUGAGUGGGACGAGCUGCCCCAUGGCUUCGCCAGCCUCUCCACCAACAUGGAGCUGGAGGACAGCACCACCGAGUCUGCUGAGAACUGUACUUCGUCCAAGUGGGUUCCUCGGGGGGACUACAUCUCCUCCAACACGGACGAGUGCAUGUCCACGCUAAUGUACGCCGUCAACCUGAAGCAGUCUGGCACUGUUAGCUUCGAGUACUACUAUGCAGACUCCAGCAUCAUCUUUGAGUUUUUUGUUCAGAAUGACCAGUGCCAGCCCAAUGCAGAUGAUUCCAGGUGGAUGAAAACCACGGACAAAGGAUGGGAAUUCCACAGUGUUGAGCUAAAUCGAGGCAAUAACAUCCUGUACUGGAGAACCACUGCCUUCUCAGUAUGGUCCAAAGUUGCCAACCCUGUGCUGGUGAGAAACAUCGCCAUAACAGGAGUGGCCUAUACCUCCGAGUGCUUCCCCUGUAAGCCUGGUACCUACGCAGACAAGCCGGGCGCCUCUUCCUGCAAACUUUGCCCGGCCAACACUUACUCGAAUAAGGGAGAAACCUCUUGCCACCAGUGUGAUGCUGACAAAUACUCAGAAAAAGGAUCCUCCUCCUGCAAAGCACGCCCAGCCUGUACAGACAAAGAUUACUUCUACACCCACACAGCCUGCGAUGCCAAUGGAGAGACACAGCUCAUGUACAAAUGGGCCCAGCCAAAGAUCUGUGGUGAGGACCUGGAAGGGGCAGUGAAGCUGCCUGCUUCAGGCGUGAAGACCCUCUGCCCACCCUGCAACCCUGGCUUCUUCAAAACCAACAACAGCACCUGCGAGCCCUGUCCUUAUGGCUCCUACUCCAACGGCUCCGAUUGUAGCCGCUGCCCAGCCGGGACUGAGCCUGCCAUGGGAUUUGAAUACAAGUGGUGGAACACGCUGCCCGCCAACAUGGAGACCACCGUGCUCAGUGGCAUCAACUUCGAGUACAAGGGCAUGACAGGCUGGGAGGUGGCUGGAGAUCACAUUUACACAGCGGUUGGAGCCUCGGACAAUGACUUCAUGAUCCUCACUCUGGUUGUGUCUGGAUUUAGAUCUCCACAGUCGGAGAUGGCAGACACAGAGAACAAAGAGGUGGCCAGGAUCACGUUUGUCUUUGAGACCAUCUGCUCUGUAAACUGCGAGCUUUACUUCAUGGUGGGCAUGAAUUCUAGGACCAACACUCCUGUGGAGACGUGGAAAGGUUCGAAAGGCAAACAGUCCUACACUUACAUCGUCGAGGAGAACGCCACCAUGAGCUUCACCUGGGCCUUCCAGAGGACCACUUUCCACGACACGGGAAGAAAGUAUACCAAUGACAUGGCCAAGAUCUACUCCAUCAACAUCACCAACGUGAUGGACGGGGUGGCCUCUUACUGCCGCCCCUGUGCCAUGGAAGCCUCAGACUUGGGCUCCUCCUGCACCUCCUGUCCUGCCGGCUACUACAUCGAUCGGGAUUUGGGAACCUGCCAGCCAUGUCCCCCUAACACAAUCCUGAAAACCCACCAGCCUUAUGGCAUCCAAGCCUGCAUGCCCUGUGGUCCGGGGACCAAGAGCAACAAGGUCCACUCCCUGUGCUACAAUGACUGCACCUUCUCAGUCAGGACGCCCACGAGGAGCUUGGACUACAACUUCUUGGCUUUAGCCAACACUGUCUCUCUGGCUGGAGGGCCAAGCUUCACUUCCAAAGGGCUGAAGUAUUUCCAUCACUUUACCCUCAGUCUCUGUGGAAAUGAGGGUAAGAAAAUGUCCGUGUGCACUGACAAUGUCACCGACCUCCGGGUUCCUGAGGGUGAGUCGGGUUUCUCCAGAUCCAUCACCGCCUACGUCUGCCAGGCGGUCAUCAUUCCCCCAAAGGUGACAGGCUACAAGGCUGGAGUGUCCUCGCAGCCUGUCAGCCUCGCGGAUCGACUUAUUGGGGUGACAACAGAUGUGACUCUGGAUGGAAUCACCUCCCCAGCUGAACUUUUCCACCCGGAGUCCCUGGGAAUUCCGGACGUGAUCUUCUUUUAUAGGUCCAAUGAUGUGACCCAGUCCUGCAGUUCUGGGAGGUCCACGACUAUCCGAGUCAGAUGCAAUCCACUGAAACCGGCCCCUGGAACGCUGUUACUGCCCAGCACAUGCUCUGAAGGGACCUGCGAUGGCUGUAACUUUCACUUCCUAUGGGAGAGUGUGGCUGCCUGCCCGCUCUGCUCCUCAGCCGACUAUCAUGCUAUCGUCAGCAGCUGCGUGGCUGGGAUCCAGAAGACUACCUACGUGUGGCGAGAGCCAAAGCAGUGUGUGGGCGGCAUCUCCCUGCCCGAGCAAAGGGUCUCCAUCUGCAAAACCAUAGACUUCUGGCUGAAAGUGGGCAUCUCUGCGGGCACCUGCACUGCCAUCCUGCUCACCGUCCUGACCUGUUACUUUUGGAAAAAGAAUCAAAAACUGGAGUACAAGUACUCCAAGCUGGUGAUGAACGCGACCCUCAAGGACUGUGACCUGCCAGCAGCCGACAGCUGUGCCAUCAUGGAAGGCGAGGAUGUGGAGGAUGACCUCAUCUUUACUAGCAAGAAGUCACUCUUUGGGAAGAUCAAAUCAUUUACCUCCAAGCCAGCUCCUGUCACCAUCUCUCUUUCAGAGGACUCCUGAUGGAUUUGACUCGGUGCCACUGAAGACAUCCUCAGGAGGCCCAGAAAUGGACCUGUGAGAGGCACUGCCCUCCCCUGCCUUGCCUCCUUACCUUGGCACCUCACCUUGCAAGCCUGUGGCGAUUUGGGUGCCAGCUUCCUGCAACACCCACUGCUGGAAAGCUCUUCAUUGUGGCCUUAUCCGAAGAAGUUUGAAUUUCAGAUUUUGUGGGGUUUUUCUUUUAUAUAAAGUACCCAAACCCUCCUU